Danio rerio (zebrafish) is the source of this 1267-nucleotide messenger RNA. NCBI's taxonomy places the organism in Eukaryota, Metazoa, Chordata, Actinopteri, Cypriniformes, Danionidae. The record is from RefSeq and is a predicted model, not a curated record.
AUUUAAUCGCUUUUAAAAUGAAAUAGAAUAAAAGGACAUGCAGAAAGGGUUAAAUCACCUUCUCUUCUUUUCUCUGGUCCUCACUACCCCAAACACAUAUGGACAGUGUGAUUGGCUGUGCCUUUUUCUGCUGUUAAGUACUAACAGCUGUAGUUUCGGAUAAGAAGUGGAAGUGGGAAAACAAGGGGAUUUCCAGUCCUCCUUCACUGUGCAAGACGUGGAUAUAAGGAGCUACUUUUCAAAGAAAAAUUUUCUAGAGUUCAGGGCAGCAUGGGUGUACGGACAGGAGUUUUUCUCUUUUGUCUUCACGUUCUUUGUGCAGUAGUGCUUGCUGAUGUUUGGAAGGUGGAUGUAGAGCAUAAAAUGAAGGCUCUGGUCUCGUCUUGUGUGGUGUUGCCCUGUAACUUCACAUACCCUGUUCAUCAGCAGCAGCAGCCCUCUUAUCGUAUUAGAGGCAUAUGGCACAAGAUGAACAAAUGGGAUGACAUCAUCUUUUACGGAGACAAGACACUGGUUGAAGACAAUUUUAAAGGUCGUACAAGACUGAUUGGUUCACUUGGUAGUUUCAACUGCUCCUUGGAGAUUGAUGAAGUGAAAAACACUGACAAUGGCCCGUAUUGCUUCAGGGUGGAAUUAGAAACAGCUCCAAAAGACAAGUACUCUUUUGUGGAUAACUGUGUGUCAAUUACAACAAUUGAGGAAGCACCAAAACCUAUGCUGGAGGCUGAGACGUCUGUUCUUGAGGGCGAACCUGCAAUCUUCAAAUGCUCUGUCAGACACACCUGUCCAACCUACCAGCCCUCUUUUAGCUGGAACCGCGCAGGAAAAAUCAUCUCAAGCUACAAUGACUUGGGUCAUGGAAACUGGGAAGCAGAGUCUCUCCUGACCUUCACCCCAACAAAGGAGGACAAUUACACCUCUAUCGAAUGCACAGUCAAGUACCACGGGAAUGUCAAGGGUGAAAUGAAAGCCAGCCGCCCUGUCUUUGUUAAAGCUGAACGUUAUGAUGAUGAAAUAUCUGAAGAGAAUUCAACUUGCCAAAUGAAGACUGUGGACUUCACAUCAGGCUAAGAUAGAGCAUGCAUUCCUGUUACAUAUUGUGAUUCAUUUUAUGGCCAGCCUAUCAUAGUUUAAACCAUAGAAGUCAGAUCUAUUAGCCCUCCUGAAUAAUAAUAUAGUCCCCCUAUAUAUUUUUCCCCUUUAUUUUUGUUUAACAGAAAAAAAUAACACAGAGAAACACAUUUCUAAACAUAAUAGUUUUAAUAAC